AUGAGUGCCAUUGAGAUGUCGUCCACCAAAUGGGAACCAUUGGCCGAUUUGGCCGAACACGCGCUCAAAGAAUCGCUGCGCUUCUCCUAUAAUACUGGAAACCCUUUCCUCAAAUGUUUGGCCACUGGACAGCCCGACCACCAAGUUAAUUCUGAUUAUAAUAAUCUGAAUAUGAAUAAGAGUUUGAUUGUAAUCUUAGGCAUGACAUUGGCUCUAAUUAUUAUGUCAGAGCAUAUGGUUUCAUGUGGCGGCUGUCCCUUUGGCUUCGAUGGCUCUGAUUUGGUUGCCGGCGCUGACGAGAGGGCCGGCUCUCUGUUGAACACUAUUAGAGACAUGGAAUCGGAAUCACAUGAACAGGAAGUGGAAGAAGAAGAAGACGACUGA
Molecule: messenger RNA, 384 nt
Organism: Oppiella nova
Lineage: Eukaryota; Metazoa; Arthropoda; Arachnida; Sarcoptiformes; Oppiidae
Source: the annotation of a GenBank genome assembly